This is a messenger RNA of Pleuronectes platessa (European plaice), 5139 nucleotides long. RefSeq lists its product as uncharacterized. Bases 146 to 1003 code for a protein of 285 amino acids. The transcript is spliced from 7 exons. The record is from RefSeq and is a predicted model, not a curated record. Gene Ontology annotation, molecular function: oxidoreductase activity. NCBI's taxonomy places the organism in Eukaryota, Metazoa, Chordata, Actinopteri, Pleuronectiformes, Pleuronectidae.
AUAUUUAGUUCACUGGAAGACAUGUCCAAACAGGAAAUUCCUGUGCCAGGUACAACAAGCAAUCCCUGAGCAGAGCUGGUUCUGCAGGUUCUGAAUUUUUUGGUUAUUCUGUCAGUUUAAUUAUAUCUCCUCAGUUGAAGAAGACAUGUCUUUUGCAGAAGGUUGGACUGGUCCCGCGGUCAAACUCUCUAAUGGGGUCCGAAUGCCAAUACUUGGAGUCGGCACAUCUCAAGUUGGAGGUUUCUCUCAAGAUGCUGUUCUGUUUGCGCUGCGUGAUUGUGGCGUACGCCUCGUUGACACAUCGAAGUACAAUGGCUUUGAGGUGCAGCUGGCCGAGGCCAUCCGAGAUAGUGGGGUGCCCCGAAGUUAUCUGUGGCUCACCAACAAACUCUGGCCAUUGGACUAUGGAUAUGAAACUGCCAAGACGGCCUUUCACAAAUCCUGCUCUCAGAUGGGGGUAGAGUAUCUUGACCUCUACAUGUUGCACUGGCCAGGUUCGAUGCAGCCUGGUCGCUCGAACAGAGAACUAAGAGCUGAGGCAUGGAGAGCUUUGGAAGAGCUUUAUGAAGAAGGAUUGUGUCGCUCUAUCGGGGUGAGUAACUUUAUGAUUCACCAUUUGGACCAAUUAAAGGAGGACUGCGCUAUCGUGCCACAUCUUAACCAAGUGGAGUAUCAUCCGUUCCAGCAGCCCAAUGAGCUGAUCGAGUACUGUCGUCAUGAGGGCAUCGCAUUUCAGGGCUACUGCCCACUGGCUAAGGGUCAAGUCCUGAGCAGUCCUACCAUUAUCCAGGUGGCACAAAAGUACAGACGCACACCUGCUCAGAUCUGCAUCCGCUGGAGUGUUCAGAAUGGAGCCAUUACUAUACCAAAGUCAACCAAAAAGGAACAUGUGGCUGAAAACUUUCAGGUGCUUGAUUUCCAGCUGGAUGAGGAAGACAUGUUGGUUAUAAACAAGAUGCAUGAUGGGAGACAUGUGUCAUGGGAUCCAGGAGAUGUGGAGUAACACAAGGCACAUUUGGGAGUUAUAAGCUUCUCUCUGUCACAAUUGACAAUUACUGAAUUCAAAUUUAAUAAAAUAAUUGAAUGAAUCAAAACGUUACAUCGGGACACCAUGUUGUUUUGGCAGCUCAAAUCAAAGAAGAUUGUAUAUUUAUAUAGUGUAGUAUGUAUUUUUUCACUUUUAUCAAAUAAGAAAAUAAUAAUUCUGACCCAAAUAAUAUGUGAAUGUUUCUGGGCAACACUGAUGCUAAGCAAUUCAUAAUUACAUAGGUAAUACUGAGUAUCAGUUGUUAUGUCUCCAUUUAUGCGUAUUGACUUUGAGUUGGAUGGGAACAUUUACCACUCACUCUUAUCUGUAUGAUGAAUACAAAGCGAAUAGCAGCCGUUGGUUAGCUUGGCUUUGCACAAAGAGUGAAAAUGUUUGGUUGCUCUUCCUUAAAGUUGUCAAAUUCUGACAAAAAAGUAAGCAGACAUUGAGUCAACCAGUUUGUGAGGUCAAGAAGAAACUGACAAAGUUCUUGAUGUGAAUCAUUGAAAGAGAGUUAAGUGACUGAGUAACUUUUGUGAACUCAUCCACUGAGGAUCAGAAAGUUUCUCAGCUUGAGCAAAGUUGCUUUUUAACUGGAACUGUCAAAAUAAAACCAGGACACAAACACUCAGAGUUAGCAAUAUCAUUUAAUCUUUCCCCCUCAGCUUAGAAUCACUGUUGUACAUAAGUUACACUUGUUUUCUCAAUUUCACAGGUUCAUUUUUUUUCUCUUCAAACUUCCAGUUUGACCUCCCUCUUGUAUCAAACAAAAAAAGCAGAUUGUAUUAUACAAAAAUGCAAACCAAUUUUCACACAGUGAAUUCUCUUACAAAGUCAUAAAAUGGCGUAAUAAUGGCUACAUCCACAUUGGAGGAAGAUAAUUCUAGACAUUCCUUAAUGGAGUAUAAUAUACAUAUAAAAACUUAUUUUUUCUUGCUGAAAUCUAACCUGUACCUUAAUUUAAGAGAUAUUUUACACGGGAGUAAUCAUAUAAAAAAGCCAUUUGCGAAUUUCCCCCCAGAAAGUCAGGGAAUAAAAUGUGAGCCUCAAACAGCAGUAACAGAGUUCAAUGGUCAAAGGUGGGAGUGGAGGGAUUAACUGGUGGUGUAAAUUUGGGGGCGAGUGGGAGCAGUUCCCCUCACAGACAAAAACACAGCAGGUUGAAAUUAAACCUUUUUUUCUUCUUCUACCUAAUAUAAACGAAACCACCCCAUAAGUCAAAAUAUGUCAGUUCUGCAAAGCUAAAGGUGUCUCAGGCUCUCACAGACCUGCACUAACCCAUCAGGUAGAGUCGACAAUGUGAUAGUUUUGGUUGACUUGUACUGUAAGAGCGAUUGAGAAACAACAUAUUGAAUUAACACCAAUAAAUGUUGCCAAUUCAUUGCUAACCCCCAUUUCUCUCCUUUAACGAGUCAUUAUAUUAAGUUUAUGACAGCUGAGUUAAGCUCGGCUGCCGAUUUUGUGAGAAAAGCUGUCAGGAAGGGAAAAAAAAACGAUUGUGUAACUGUCGCUCAGACACUCCUGUAUCUCCCACGCAUUUGACUACACCUCUGGGCAGAUGAUGCAUUCAAGACUGUAAGACUUGCAGGUAGGUAAAUUCACUCAACUAUUACAGGAAGAAAAAAGAGAAAACUACAAACCCUGCUUGGUCGACAGCAUUUCCUUAAAAAAUUAACAUAAUUAACACUUUUUUUUCAAACCUUUAGAGAUUUGCAAUAUUUGCAUUGAUGGCGUUUUGUUAAUGUCUACAAAAAGGGGGGAGCGGCUAGAGUCCAUUUACGUGACUCUGAAUAAUGCCAAUUCAGUGUAAAUUUUGAAGUCAUCUCAUGCUCCUGAAGCAAAAAAGAUAGGGGAGCAUUACAAGAGGAUUUAAGGCCAACCUUUCAUGAGACUUCCUGAAUAUCCUUGAGGGGUUGGGAGGAGGGGGGUGUGGGAAAAUGAACCCCAACACUUUUUAAUACCUCAACACUAUCACCCAGUACAGCACACUUUGAAGGGUGGAAAAAACGUAAGUCAGGGUACAUUUUCUACAAUACAAUCUAGCACACACAAAACUUCUCCAUAAAUUUUCCAAAGUUACAGAAUUUUUGUCUUCUUUGGAAGCAUAGUCUAUAAAGAACAUCUUUGUUUGAACACAAACGAUUAAGUGAAAACAUCAAUGCGCACAGAAGUCCUUCGUCUGGGAAAGGAUAAAGUCUGUGUUGGCAGCCAGUGGACAGAAAAUAAAUCAAAUAAAACAAAAAAAAAACUUUUUGCUGAUUCUAAGUAGAGAUCAUUUAAUAUAAAUGCUGAGCGAGUAGAAUAAGAGGUGGCACGUUAAUAGUGCUUUAGUAUAUUAAUGUACGUAUACAUACUCAUAUGUAUAAGUGAGCUGUGUACCUAAACAAUAAAUGUAGCAAGAAAAACCAGAGGCUUGAAGUGUGGUUGGUAAUCUAAAACAAAAACAGACAGCUGCUAUCAAUGCGCUACUGGAAGAGAUGCUCCUCAAGAAAACCAGAUGAGGACGACGGGCACAAAGGGAUUUGUGUCUUUAUUGAAUUGAUGACUGAUCAGGAAUUUGUCAGUUUCUCUGUACCCCUCGUCCGGCCGCAUCGGAGGCCCAACGUUAAAAAUAGAACUACUUGACCCAGAGCAUCUCCUCCAUCCUUACAACCGUUCAAGCACAAAGGCUCUUUUGCUCUCAUCAGAGCUGUAAAAAUCAGUCAUGCUCAUUGUUUACAGAAGGCAGAGAGCUCCGUGUUGAGCAUCAGCGGUAAACAAUUUGCAUGAUGUGGAAAGAGGAAUAAUCUUCUGAAUGGUGGUGACGUUGACAGCAAAUUUUGAAGAGACAAAAGUGUUUAUGUGAGCGUGAUUAUUGUGCUAGCCAAUAAAGAUGCUUAAAUAUAUUUAAUAAAAUAUCAAUAAUUAAAUCUUAGGUUCAUUUUGUUUACCCCUCAGUAACCAACGACCAUUAUCUAGUAUCCUCAGCUGUAAACAUAAUUAUAUGUAUACUGUGCAGCUAAAAACACUACAACAGUAUAUUUUAACAGUAUAAUUGAUCAUUCAGGACAGAGAGGGACGUUCAGCCAGUUGAGCUAUUGUUGCCUUCACUAGUUAAAGCUUCACCCACCAAAAUCAUAACAACGCAAAGCAUGAAAAAAUAUAACAAAACUCAACAAAAGACAAAAGGGAAGGCAACUUCAUAGAAGUUAGGAGAACAAAUGACAAGAUAAUCCCAAUGGGGAGGCCUUUUGUGUGGCUAGAUGAGAUGCUCUGAGGAGGGAAAAGAAAAAUCGUAAUUUAUUUACCCCUGACGUUAUAAAGUCAAGAUUACACUCAUUCACCUGACUCCUGAAGCAGAAAGACUUACUCCACCCCUUCUCCUCAAAUAAAGACAAAAACUUAUCUGAGCAUGCUGUGAAAUAUUACAUAACACAAACAGCCAAGACUGAAUGCAGUCCGUCGGAGCAACAGGAGAAAGGUGUUGUAACUAACACAUCAAGUCAGACUGUAACCAAAAGAAGCACUGGUUGAUUUCCAUCAUAGAAAACUUGUGGAAAGCUUGUUAUCAAAAAGGACUUGUUGCAAUCUUUAAAACAGAAUGCUUUGAUUAAAUAUAGAAUAUACUGCCUUCAAGUAUGAAACAGACGUAUGAUGUGUUGAUAGAUGCACUAAUAAAAAAAAAUAUAUAUACUUCUGUGGCCAAAGGUGAGAAUUAGAAACACCUUGCAUCUCCAUUUACGGUGAAUACUGGUUGAACGUCAUACUGCUUCCCCUCCUCAGAGCAUCCGGAUCAGAGCCACCACGUUUUUUUUACGAUUCUGGGGGUGAGCACCAGGCGACAUACAUCUGCUGUUUUUUUACAAAACCUUCACACAUCAUGAGACUGUGAGAAGAGAAGUUCCUCAUAGAUCAUGGUAUGUGAUGGUGCUUGUUGAUUUUCUCCUCUGAGUCUAACCGUUUAUUUACACGUUUGCUGGGACAACAAAACAAAAAUCUUAAUGUGGGGACGAUCCAUCAAAAACUUGACAACAUUGUUGUGUUGAAAUAGGUCUGAAGUUACGAUAAUAUUGUCAACAUCACCACCAUUUUCCCUUUCAGGUUUAUCUAUUGCGAGCCUUGUUAAUCUAAAA